Molecule: messenger RNA, 1159 nt
Organism: Mytilus californianus (California mussel)
Lineage: Eukaryota; Metazoa; Mollusca; Bivalvia; Mytilida; Mytilidae
Product: inversin-like
Exons: 2
Coding region: 45-1139 (364 amino acids)
Biological process (GO): intracellular signal transduction; RNA processing
Molecular function (GO): RNA nuclease activity; RNA binding; protein binding
Source: RefSeq, a predicted model, not a curated record
UUUACAUGAAAACGUCAUAGUAUAAAUAAAUUCAGGUGGACAGUAUGUUCAGAAAACUUCGGACAAAUGAUGACAGACCCGAGUUAACUUCAUUCGUGUCCAGCUUAUGCCAUGCUGUCGAAAGCAAUGAUGGAGAAACAGUUAGUAAUAUUCUGUAUAACAUAGAGGGUAAUCACGAUGCUAUUAUGCUUGUGUAUGCCACAGCUGUUCAAAAUGGUAACCCGGAUAUUGUCCGACAUUUUAUAGAAAGUGAACAUGUUCGGAUCAACGAUCUGGAUUUGAUGUUUGGCGAGACAGCUCUCAUGCAUUCAGUUAGAUGUGGCCAUUUAUCUGUCGUCAAAUAUCUUCUUCAGAACGAGGCAGAUAUUAACUUAAAAAGUAGUCAAAAUGGAGUCACGGCUCUUCAUGUCUGUGUGAGUGGACCAGAAAGGCCACAGAAUAAUUGGGAAAUUCUCAAUUGUCUUCUUGAAAAUUCAAAAAUAGAUUUAGAGGCAAGAAAUAACGAUGGUCAGACGCCUCUUAUCCUAGCCUCUAACCAAGCCAAAAUUGAGGAAAUUAAACGAUUAAUUGUGGCAGGAUGUGAUAUGUACGCCAUACACCAAAAACGAGGACAAAUAGCAGCACAUUUCUGUAUGUCAUCAAGAUAUUUCUCAGCAUUCACAGUCGUAGUUGAGUGUUUCCGUAUAUUUUUAGAAAAUAGAAUAGACCCUGACUUCCGCGACACAUCUGAUAUUCCAUUUAUUGGUUACGCAAUAAACACUGGGAUUUACAAAAUAUUGUGCUUACUUAUUUAUUCAAACUGUGAUAUUAAUAUUUUAUACCAAGAUAUGCUAGUUACGAGAUCAAUUUGUCCACCAUUCGUCCAUGCUUGUCAACGAAAACAAAGGCGGCUUAUAGAAAUUUUAUUUGCCGCUGGAUGUGAUGUACAUAAAUGGUGUGACAUUGUAUGUGAUGACCUUAAUCAGUUUAACUUGUCUGAUAUUGGGAAAUCCCCCAGAACUUUAAAACAAUUAUGUCGAAUUCUCAUACGCAAACAAAUUGGAUAUUACCCUCAUAUAUUUAUCGAUCAAUUAGGUCUUCCCAAAACUGUUUCUAACUACAUUUUAUUGAAAGAUGUUAUUGAUGUUGAAUUAUCAUAAAAAGUUUAUUUAUACAUUUA